Molecule: messenger RNA, 1683 nt
Organism: Nerophis lumbriciformis (worm pipefish)
Lineage: Eukaryota; Metazoa; Chordata; Actinopteri; Syngnathiformes; Syngnathidae
Source: RefSeq, a predicted model, not a curated record
AUGGAGAACGAUUAUCGGCCUCUGCUGAGCUCAGAGCAGGCUGGAGAGAGCUUCUCGCACAGAGGCUCCACAGACUCACUGGAUUCCAGAGCUAAAAGACCUUUCUACGUGGAGCAUAGAAACAUCGUAGAUGAUGAACCGCAGGAGCGCGUGUCAGCCGAAGCUGCCAUUCUCAACAGCAGGGUGCAUUACUAUAGCAAAUUAACUGGAUCUUCUGACAGGCUGCUGAGUCCGCCAAACCAUGUUAUUCCACGAACAGAGGAGAUCUACAUAUACAGCCCGCUGGGAACAGCUUUUAAGAUGUCAGGAAAAGACCAUAUGGCUAAAAACCCCAGCAUUAUUACCAUAUUUGCAAUAUGGAACACAAUGAUGGGCACAUCCAUACUCAGUAUACCUUGGGGUAUAAAACAGGCUGGAUUCACUCUUGGGAUUCUCAUCCUUAUUUUCACAGGCUUACUGAUGCUCUACUGUUGUUACAUCGUCCUUAAAUCACCAAAAGCAAUACCCUAUGUGGAUACGUCUGACUGGGAAUUUCCUGAUGUUUGUCGUUACUAUUUUGGCAAGUUUGGUCAGUGGUCCAGCUUGGUCUUCUCUAUGGUGUCUCUGAUUGGAGCCAUGGUGGUGUAUUGGGUGCUCAUGUCCAAUUUCCUCUACAACACGGGGCAGUUUAUCUACAACUAUGCUCAUCAUGUUAACAUGUCAGAUUCAGACUUUGGAACCAAUGACACCGAUAAUAGAGUAAUCUGUCCUUUCCCAAACACUGACUCUGGAGGGAACCAAACUUUUGUCACACCUUACAUCAGUGCCAAUGGAAAUGAUACGUUUGAUGUCAACUCCUUUGAACACUGGUGGAGCAAAACAAAUACCGUACCAUUCUUUCUCAUCAUUCUCCUGCUGCCACUGCUUUGCUUCAAAUCAGCCUCCUUCUUUGCAAGGUUCACAUUCUUGGGCACCAUAUCAGUGAUCUACCUGAUUGUUCUAGUCACAAUUAAAGCCGCCCGCCUUGGCUUUCAUCUUGAGUUCCACUGGUUUGACAGUAACAAUUUUUAUGUUCCAGAAUUUCGACUGCUCUUCCCUCAGCUGACAGGUGUCCUCACGCUGGCUUUCUUCAUCCACAACUGUAUCAUUACACUAAUGAAGAACAACAAGCAUCAAGAGAACAAUGUACGAGACCUGUCUGUGGCUUAUCUCCUUGUUGGCUUGACAUACCUUUACGUGGGAGUGUUGAUCUUUGCUGCUUUUCCAGCUCCUCCUCUCAGUAAAGACUGCAUUGAACCAAACUUCUUAGACAAUUUCUCCAGUGGUGAUGUGAUGGUUUUUGUGGCUCGGACCUUCCUGCUGUUCCAAAUGAUCACAGUCUAUCCCUUGCUGGGAUACCUGGUGCGAGUCCAGAUGAUGGGGCAGUUGUUUGGCAAUCAUUAUCCCAGUUUCUUUCAUGUCCUCACCCUGAACGUCUUGAUUGUUGCAGCCGGCGUCCUUAUGGCAAAGUUUUACCCCAACAUCGGAUCCAUUAUUCGGUUUUCUGGAGCAACUUGUGGCUUGGCUUUAGUGUUCGUAUUCCCCUCCUUGAUCCACAUGAUCUCCUUGAGACGACAGGGUGCCCUCCGCUGGCCGUCAGCAGUGUUUCACAGUUUUCUUAUCUUGUUGGGUAUGGCCAACCUGAUGGCUCAGUUCUUCAUGUAA